AUGACGGCAACCGUCUAUGAAGAGCCUUUCAAGGUCGCAAUUGAGGAGAGGCCGAUGCCCAAAAUUCAGCAUCCUAAUGACUGCAUCGUAAAGAUUACCACGGCAGCCAUCUGCGGGUCUGACCUUCAUAUGUAUGAAGGCCGCACCGCUGCUGAGAAGGGCACGGCAUUUGGCCAUGAGAAUAUGGGAAUCAUAGUCGAAACCGGUCCCGGUGUCUCCAGAGUGAGGAAAGGGGAUCGGGUAGUCCUGCCAUUCAAUGUAUGUGACGGCCACUGCAAGAAUUGCGAAGAGGGUAAAACUGCCUUCUGCACGGGCGUGAAUGGUGACUUCGCAGGAGGCGCUUACGGAUUCGUUGGACUGGGUCCAUACGCAGGAGGCCAAGCCCAGUACCUCCGCGUCCCCUGGGCAGACUCCAACUGCCUCUUACUCCCUGCUGGGACCGCCCACGAGGCCGACUUCGUCCUCUUAGCAGACGUCUUCCCAACAGGAUGGCAUGGUCUUGAACUCUCCGGUUUCAAGCCUGGAGAGUCGGUUGCUGUGUUUGGAAGCGGGCCUGUCGGCCUCAUGGCUGCAUAUUCAGCCGUUUUGCGUGGCGCAUCUCGAGUCUUUGUUGUUGAUCGGGUACCGGAACGCCUUGCGGCCGCCAAAAAGAUUGGUUGCACUGCGGUGGACUUCAGCAAGGGGGACCCGGUCCAGGCGAUCAUUAAGGAGAAUGGAGGGAUGGUGGAUAGAAGCGUUGAUGCGGUUGGCUAUCAAGCCAAGGGUCUGGAUGGAAAGGAAGCCCCGAACAUGAUGCUGGAGCAUUGCAUUAGAGUCACGAGACCGACGGGUGGUAUCGGUCUUCCUGGUCUGUACGUACCUAGUGAUCCUGGAGCGCCGGAUGCAAAUGCGGCUCAGGGCAAGCUAUUGAUCAGCUUUGGAAAGUUAUGGGAGAAGGGGCUCCACGUCGGAACUGGCCAAGCCAACAUAAAAGCAUACAACCGCUACCUUCGCGACAUGAUCAUGAACGGACGCGCCAAACCCUCCUUCAUCGUCUCGCACGAGAUUGGACUCAAUGACGUUCCUACAGCUUAUUCGAAAUUCGAUCAGAGAGCAGAUGGAUAUACUAAAGUUUUGAUCCAUCCCAAUGGCCCAGUGGCAGCCGCAGCAUAA
This is a messenger RNA of Amorphotheca resinae ATCC 22711, 1152 nucleotides long. RefSeq lists its product as hypothetical. The record is from RefSeq and is a predicted model, not a curated record. The coding region runs from base 1 to 1152 and encodes 383 amino acids. Gene Ontology annotation, molecular function: oxidoreductase activity; zinc ion binding. NCBI's taxonomy places the organism in Eukaryota, Fungi, Ascomycota, Leotiomycetes, Helotiales, Amorphothecaceae. The transcript has 5 exons.